Messenger RNA from Gastrolobium bilobum, 660 nucleotides. RefSeq names its product WUSCHEL-related homeobox 13-like. The record is from RefSeq and is a predicted model, not a curated record. The coding region runs from base 1 to 660 and encodes 219 amino acids. Gene Ontology annotation, molecular function: DNA binding; DNA-binding transcription factor activity. Lineage: Eukaryota; Viridiplantae; Streptophyta; Magnoliopsida; Fabales; Fabaceae. The transcript has 2 exons.
AUGCAGCAUAGACAGAUAGUGAAUCUGAUGGAAUGGCAGAAACAGGUUCAGAAUGAGAAUGUUGAUGCCAACAAUGGGAAGGUUAUAAUGACUGACGAGCAGUUGGAAACUCUAAGUAAACAAAUUGCCAACAAUGGGAAGAUUAUUAUGACUAAUGAGCAGUUGGAAACUCUGAGGAAACAAAUCGCAGCUUAUGCCAACAUUUCAGAGCAACUACUUCAGAAGCACAAAACACUCUCAGUUCAGUGCAAUCUUUCAGGUGGAAUAGUGGGAGAUAUAUGCAGUGACCCAUUAACCCACAAGAGGUGGACUCCGACACUCAAGCAGCUUCAGAUUCUUGGGCGAAUAUUUGAGGAGGGGAAGGGGAAGGGAAUUACAAACAAGGAAAAAAUCAUGGAGAUAACUGCUGAACUGAGCCAGCAUGGCCAAAUAUCUGAAAGAAAUGUUUAUAAUUGGUUUCAGAACAAGCGAGCUCGACUGAAAAGAAAACAGCAUAAUGUGACAGAGGGUAGCACUGAAUCAGAAAUAGAGAAGGAGGAAUAUCAGUCCCAACCUAAUGUAACUACAGAACUGAGCCAGCAUGGCCAAACAUCUGAAAGAAAUGUUUAUAAUUGCUUUCAGAACAAGCGAGCUCGACUAAAAGAAAACAGCAUAAUUUGA